This is a messenger RNA of Xyrichtys novacula (pearly razorfish), 5499 nucleotides long. The record is from the annotation of a GenBank genome assembly. NCBI's taxonomy places the organism in Eukaryota, Metazoa, Chordata, Actinopteri, Labriformes, Labridae.
GUAGUUUCACUUUUCUCCUCGGCUACGAAAGUAUGAAGACCUUAGCAUGAUCGCGACACAACCCUUGUAACAAUAUUAAGGUCAGUAUUUCUCAUAACUGUUGAAUUUGCCUGAGAGGUUUUGCGGCCGCUGGCUCCAGCGUCGCAGCCUUGGAGAAGACAGGUCGAUUGUGCGUCAGUCAGACAGUCAGUUUAGUGAUUUUUUUUUUCACUUCCUUGUUACUAAGCUCUGCGAAUGUGGCUUUCCCCGUCCCCUGAAACGCAUCGUUUCUGACAUCCUGUAACGACAUUCGGUCAAAAUUUAACAAACACAUUGCCAUAUGCGUAAUAGAUAGCCAGUAAAUGAGAGUCCCCAACGUAGCUGAAUGUGAAUGACUUUUUCUUUAUGUUUAUCGUCCUCCCAUUAGAGUUACAACACCCAAUCUGGCUGAUUUAGGGCAGUUCAUAUUCGUCAGUUAUGAAUUUGACAGUUGCAUAUCAGAGUAACGACUGGGUAUUAGCUGCUACAGUUGGAAAUAUGUAGUUUAUAUUUAUUUAAUCAAUAACACAUCUCUAAAAAGGUCUGGGAUCUUUUUUUCACUCAGCACUGAUGUUUUCCUUCAACAAUAUAUUAGUGCUAAAAGCUUGGAAAGAAUAAACAUCUAUUAUCACAGCUUGUCUUAAUCUUGGCCUGGUAUUGUUUAAAUCACCUGCUGUUACAUAACUUUAGUAAUCAGCUCAGUAUUUAAAUGAAGUCAAUGUCACAAGCAAAGUUCAAAAUCUCGGGUUAUGUUGAUGCAGUGUCAUAGUAACCCCCAUGGGUGGUGUAGUAUUAUCAAAUGUCUCCACCUUUUUUUACAGAUGAGAUUAAUUGAAACUUAAUCACUUGACAAAUCCCAGAGGGAGGGUGUGAUUACUGUUUUUGUUAUUAUCAUGUUGCUGUUCACAAUCAUGGUGACAGCGUAACAUUUUUUAACUGUGUAUUGCAUCACUCUGAAGAGAUUUUUUUUUAACAGCAGUGGUUGUGUUUUUCCCAGCAGAUGGCAGAGCUAGGCAGGACUGUAAGGGUGAGUGGUCUGCCUACAGACAUUGAGGAUAACAUCUUGAGAGACAAGCUAUUAAUCUACUUCCUGCGAAGAAAGAACGGCGGAGGGGAAAUAGAGUCUGUCACCAUCAUCAAGGCAACACCAGUCUGUGCCCUUAUCACCUUUGAGGACAGUGGAGGUCAGCAAAGUUGGCAUGAUGUGUGCAUACUUCUGAUCAUGAUUCUCUUGCAGAAACACAUUAUUGAAAUCAUAUUAUUCCAGUAACUACUCAAGUGUAGCUGCAGAUUCAACAUAAUUAAGUUGCAACAAUUUGAAAAUACUGAGAACCAUUUUCCUAAUGGUACCACUGAUUAAACUUUGACUGACUCUUGGCUCGGAGCAGCUCAAGUGAAAGAGCUCAGUCACAGACAAAGAUUAAUUUCUUUUUGGUGACCCCUCUCAAACAGUGGCCCAAGGAGUUAUUCAACAUGGCCGGCACAUUCUUGAGGUGAAUGAGAAGAGGCAUGAAGUCAUUGUAACAGAACAUCAGGAAAGCCUGGACCCAGAGAAGGUAUAUUUAUCAAGAAUGCUGGGAAAAUAUGCAAGAAAUGAAUGCUGAAUAUAGACUCUGAUCAACUUGUUUUCUUCUGUCAUUUUAGGUCAUCCUGAGUUUAUCAGCAACUGUUGACUGCAGCCAACUUCCUGGGGGGAUGAGUGCACUGAAGAGCCUUCAGAAGAGCCACCCUGAUAUCCAGAUAAACCGCCGUACUACUGAGGAGCUGUGCACAUUACAUGGGGCUUAUUCCAAAGUCCAGGCUGCCUUGGCACAGUUACUCGGCCAUCCUGGAGGCCUAAAGUCUGCAGAGAAAAAAGACUCAGAUCAACCUGCAAACAGCGGCCCCUCCUUUGUGCAUAUACCCCACAAGCCUGAUACCCAUGAGUCGGACCAAAACAGUAAACCUAGGAAACAAAGAUAUCUAAGAGAGAAAGAUCACAAUGGCAGAUUGACUGAUGAGUACAGAUCAAGCUCUUCCAGACCCCUGACCUCUGCUGGUUAUGGUUGGGAAGAUACCAGCCAAUCAGAGGGAGCAGCGUCACAGAAUCCCGAGCGUCAUACAACGCCAGAGGAAGACUUCUCUCUGAUUGUUGAUGCAGACAUGUUUCAAUAUCUGAAGAGACAUUGCAGGAAUGAAUACCAGAAGAUCCUCAGUCAGUAUGGUGUGGACUUGGUAGAUGUGACCAAUCAGGGGUUGACUACUCUAUUUUUGCACGUUUCCACAGGAGAUGUGGAAGAUGGCCCAGCUCAGGAGCAAAUGAAGCUUGCAAAAAUAUCAAUAAGUAGGCUUUAUCAAGAGAAUGAGUACAAGAUACGCAGAGCCCAGAUCCCUAAAACCUGCCUGUCCCUUAAGGGUGGGCUGCAAAGGGCAAUGGAAAAUUUAAGUGUCAGGCUUCCCAAGCUUCUUCUGAAUGAAGAUGAGCAAAAUGUCUAUGUUAUCGGGAGCAGCAGUGACGUGUCUGAGGCCAAGCAGUUUCUUAUCCUGGACCACGGAGAAGAAAAAGAAGAUUUAGCAAGUGUUCCUAAAUAUCCUUUGUAUGAUUCAGGUACACCAUCUCAUGCUGACGUGCAGAGGUUCACCCUCACCUCUUCCUCUAGAGUAGAUCCUGCGGAGGAUCGGUUAGAUCAGCUGCUGAGGUCAGAGGAGGAUGAGAGGAGAGACGAAGGGUCCAAGAGGUAUAAACUAGCAGCUCGAUUUAAAGAUUCAGGACUGGCUGCAUUAGGUAAUCGUCCGACCGACUUCAGUCUACGCGGGCUGUCAUCUCCAAGAAAACAAGCAAACAAUGGGCCAAUGUUAGGGCAUGAUGUUUUGUCAGAAGCAGCAGAUACUCUUGGUGGAGGAGUCCUCAGAGCAACAGCUCAAAACACAGGAGAAGACAUCUUAUUUAGAAGCUUGGAUCCUCUGACCCCCCUUGUGUCUGUGAAGAACAAAACCUCCUUAAACUCACAUUUAGCUGACACUCGACCCAAGAGUUUAACAUCCCCACACGGCACCACUCAGUCCACUUUAUCAGGAAGCUCUCUAGGUCCACCAGCUGGGUCUGGAUCCAGUCUAAAGAGAGCAAGUAGUUUCUCUGGAACACCCCAGCAGAAAGCCCAAAUUAUAGGACGGAAAAGUCAAGAAGACCCCGGAAAGACCAGAACCAGGUCCUCUAGCUUCAGUAACCAAACAGGUGGGCACAAGCAAGAAGUCUACAUUGCAGAGAUAACAGUGUCCUCCAUGAUGUGGCAGCACAUAAAAGCAGCCUACGGCACCCGCGUGGAUGACCUGACCUCUGAUGUUCAGAUGAAAGAGAGCAGCUCCAAGGGGGGUACUGAUCUGACCCUCACCUUGAGAGGGGCAACCUGGUCUAUAGUGAGUUCAUGUCAGCAAGGUUUGCAGAAGCUGGUUGAUUCUGUUAGUGUGGACUUUAACCUGCUGGAGCUGAAGCUGUCAGAGCUGGGGACCAACAGCGCUGAUGAGACCUUACAGGCUUGUUGUGCAGAGGUGCAAAGACAGUAUAAGAAGGUAACUGUUCAGGUUUUCAGCACAAGUUUAUUUGUCUUUGGUCCCAAAAAGUUGUGUUCUCUGGUAGUGGCUGCACUGCGGGAAGUAUUUUCUCCAAAUCCUGAACGACAUGGCUGUAGUAGCCUUCCUGCCUUCAACCGGGAUUCAUCCAUACUUGUACAAACCAAUGAGCACCAUGAUGCCAGACUGCAGACUUUCAGUAAUCCACAAACAAUACAUGAGAACCAUGCAAGUCAAACUGAUGGGACAGGAUUUAGCCUUGAGAGAGGAACAAACCAUAGAAGUGAGCCUCAAGAGACAGAGGGUGUGAAUGGAUCUACAAGUCAACCAUUAGUGAAGAAAAACCCUGUGAUUAAAGAAAAAGUGAAGGUUGUAGGCAUGGCUGAGAAGAGUGGACAGAAGGCGCUAACGGAAAUGAACAGCAGAGAGAGCCAUGAUGAUGGUGCAGAGUCAAGAAUGACAGCAAGUACGGAUAAAGAUGUGGUAAACCUUCAGAGAGAGAAAACACCCAACUCCAGUCUAAAGGACAACAUACAGCAGAGCCAGAAAGACACACUUGAGGAGUCUGCUGCGGGAGGCCUGGGGUGCAUAUGUGUGUGUGGGGAGAGUGAUGAGUCGAUGACAAAAACCAAGUGUGGCGCUACCUUCUGCUCUAAGUGCUUGAAAACAGUGCAUACCCAGUGUAAAGUUUGCUGUGAGACAGAGCCAACGCCACAAGGCAUCCGUGGAAAAAUGAAGUUCUCUAAAAUAAACAUCAAAAUCCCGGGUCAUAAGAAAGACUCUGCUAUCAAGGUCACUUACACCAUUCCUGAUGGGAUCCAAGGGGUAAGAGACAGACUCUAAAUGUAUUCCCUCUGAUAUUUCUGAUAGAGGCCUUUCAUAUAAUAGCCUGUUAAGUUUUUAUUUUGUUCUUGAAAAAUGAACAGUUCAUUGAGGUUAAACUGUAGUUACACAUUUGAUCGGGUUGGAAGUUUUAGAGCAAGCACGCUUGGUGUCAAAUAUUUAUGGUAACGUCAAGAUCUCAUGGGAAGUUAUUUUAAAGUACUUGAACUAGAUGUAGGACAUUAUAGUUUUCUUCAGCCUGAAAGACUCAACAACUUUGCUCUAUACUUUCUCAUCAGAGUGGACACCCUUCUCCAGGAAAAGCAUUCAGUGGAGGGAGGUUUGAAUCUUUCUUUCCUGACUGCGAGGAGACCAGAAGGCUUCUGCCCAGACUGGAAAAAGCUUUCAAGAAGGGACUUACCUUCUCAGUAGUAGAGACGGAACAAGGGGCCAAAGUCACUUGGGACUGCAUCCCACAUAAGACCACCACACUUGGGGGCAAAUCGGGGUGAGUUUGGCUAGUGAAUUUAACAGUUCUUUGUCUCCAGUUUCUGCAAAACAUACUUUUCAGAGGACUUAAAUCUUUUUAUCAUUUUAAAGCACUUGAACAUGCCUCUCAUGAACCAUGAGUGUUCAAAAUCUAAAAGAGCCUCAUUAUUAAAAGCUUGACUCGUCCUUUUAAGAUGAACAGUCGUAUUUCUGUCUGUUUUCAGGUGCGGUUACCCAGAUUCCACUUACUUGAGUCGUCUUUCGGAGGUCUUGACCAACCAGGGAAUUGAAGAUCCAACCGUCAAGUCUUCAGAAUAAAAUUAAUAACUCUUUGAAGCAGUUAUACAGUUAAUUUUUUUAAUCAAAAUCAUGUGAUACCACCAGUAUUUUCGUGUGGCUGAUGUACUCAUUUAUAGAUAUUGGUUUUGUAGCCUUUAUUUCAGCUACUUUGAUUUUUUUUUAAUUUGUUAAGUCGACAUACUGUUCUGCAAACAGUACUGUAUCAUUAAUUGUACAGCUAAACUUUUUCUACUGCCUUCCAUCCUUCUGUUGGACCUAGAUUCAGAAAAAAUAGGAAUUAGGUGAAGUUGGAAGUUGCUUGGAAAUAAAUGAGAACUUUUA